Messenger RNA from Lytechinus variegatus (green sea urchin), 1824 nucleotides. RefSeq lists its product as uncharacterized. The transcript has 6 exons. The coding region runs from base 107 to 796 and encodes 229 amino acids. The record is from RefSeq and is a predicted model, not a curated record. NCBI's taxonomy places the organism in Eukaryota, Metazoa, Echinodermata, Echinoidea, Temnopleuroida, Toxopneustidae.
GCUGUGGCCAACUGGAUUUUGAUGGAUGAUUUUGUGAGGAAAAUGCUGGUGGAAUGGGGGAUGGAGGAGUUAAUACACACUUUCAAGGGAUGUCAGAGCUAUCCUGAUGGACUCUUUUAACGGAGAGAACUUUGUGAAGGAAAUGGAUAAUGGAAUGCUUUCUGUACAAUCUCGCAUAAAGGUUGUGCGAAUCCUGGUGUCUUGGUUAAUACAAGAAUUUACAAGCAAGCCACCUACAGAUGUCAAGGUCGCUCUAGCCAAGGCGGUGGUGUCGCAAUUUCCCAAGCUAAAGGACCUUGAAGGAGUAGGUCAUAUUCAGCAGGACUUCAGGAUUCUUUAUCCAGAGGUUGCAGAUAAGCUGUUCUUAGAGUGGCCCAAAAUAGCUCCCCUGGUACUGAAGUAUGCAGACCUCCAUAACCCGACAUGGCGGGAAUCUUUGACUGUUCCACAUCUCGCAUCUUCUGACUUGACAUGUCCUGCAGCAGAAGUGGAGACCAUGGCACUUCUUGCGCUUCCUCAAAUCUCGCCUCCAGGAAUGAAGAAGGUGGGGAAGCGUAGUAUGAGAUGCAGCAGGGCAGAAUCAUCCAAAGCCUUCAUCAACAUCGGCCCAGUGGGGACAAACCUUCCAGAGUACCUAGAGAACUGCCAGCAAAAGCAACCUUUUGUGCUCGCCCUUGGAGACAUCCUCAAGCCAGAGCAAGUGUUCGUUAUUUGCGAUGGUGCUGCCUUGGAAGCAAUGUCCCUCAUUCACGGAGCGGACCUUUGCUUUAAGGCCAUCUAUAUAUUCUGUGGGUAAAUUAUCCUUGGGAGGCAGCCAACACUUAUGACUUCCUGCAGAAAGUCAUUUACAACGCCAUCUAGUACCAUUUCCCUUAGGCUUACAUCUCUAAUCUUUUAUCAUAGAGUCCUAGGCAUGGAGUGGUGCAAGAAACUUGCAAUUGAUUGCAAGUCAUUUUCAUGUACCGGCCUAAUCAAUCAUUAAUCUUACAAUCAAUUUCAAAUUUGCAAUUGAUUGCUGGUCAACAAAUAUAAAUUAUUUGCUUUAGUUAAGAUUGUUGUAUCACUUGUAAAUUUUUCAACCAAAAUUUGUGAUUGAUUGUAAAUGUUUUCUUGCAACACCCCCUAAGAAGAACAAACUGCUGUUUGGGGAAUUGUUCCUGGAGUAUGCAGAUUGAAAUGCUAUCUUGUACAUGUUUACUGAAGUCAUAUCAAAACUCCAAGCAAACUAUACUGUUUUGACAUAUUUUGCAAAUGUGGGCUACUACCUUUAAAGUCUUAUUCAAACAAGGCACGACAAAGCUCAGCAACUUUUGUGUACAAAGUCAAUGGGAUAUGAGGCGUCAAAUAUGUUUCAGAGACAAGUGACCUUUUUUGAAAAGUAGACCAAUUAAAUUUCUUUAAAUAGCGCAAAAUAAUUUUUCCAGAUGAUCUUUAUACAGGUUAUAGUUAUACUAUGUUACGUGUGAUGAUGCAAAAUCCUUUUUGUGCCACUUUCACCAUUUAACAUAGGAAUUGGUAAGAAGGUCAUACUGGCUGUUACUUGAAUAAAUUCAUGAAAAUGGUCUAAACAAUGACAACAGGCUACAUCUGGAGGAAUAACAUAAUUCUUAAAAAAUGGAAUUUCUCGGAUUGUCAUCAGACCUACCAACUUCUCCUUUUUAAAAGGAGUUACUCCUUUUUAGAAAUUUUAAUAUACAUUAUACCAUAUGGUUAAAGAAAUCUUAUUGUCCAGGUAUCUUACACUAAUCUAUGUGAAAUAUGCUGUGACUCCUAUUUUUUAAAUGAAUCAGUCCUAUAUUUAAGUUUACAGGUUGGUAGGCAUGU